This is a messenger RNA of Polyodon spathula (Mississippi paddlefish), 3592 nucleotides long. Its product is annotated as sodium/potassium/calcium exchanger 4-like. Gene Ontology annotation, biological process: intracellular calcium ion homeostasis; calcium ion transmembrane transport. The transcript is spliced from 17 exons. Gene Ontology annotation, molecular function: calcium, potassium:sodium antiporter activity; calcium channel activity. Gene Ontology annotation, cellular component: membrane. The coding region runs from base 949 to 2793 and encodes 614 amino acids. NCBI's taxonomy places the organism in Eukaryota, Metazoa, Chordata, Actinopteri, Acipenseriformes, Polyodontidae. The record is from RefSeq and is a predicted model, not a curated record.
UCUCGUAACGCUAAUAUCUCUUUCCACUGGGAAAUAAAUACAACAAUGUAUCAAUCAGCUCUUUAUCGCCAGAGAACCGACAGAAAGUAGCCACGGAAGGACAUUGUUGCGUGUUGUCAGGUUUAUUAUAAAAGACAGAUCGGAGCUAUAGAAAAUCACGUGUUCGCGCAUGACACCCACGGCUAGUGGAGAAAGUUACUGCUGGAGGCAGGGUAGAAGGAGAGAGAGGAAUUUACCAUAUGGACCCAAUAGUGUAUCGGCAGGCAUCUGUCAGUGAGUUACGAGGAAUUGACUGAGUACGCGCAAUUCGUACUCCAACAACUUCUUUGCAUACGGUGCUCAGAGAAUAUUGCAAAAGGAGGCACAAGACACUGCCUGUCGGAUAGACCAACCUGCAUUGGGAAAACAGCUUCUAAUUCACUGAAAUAUAAAGUCAGAGCAGAGGGACCAUAUGAGUUUGACACAGGCGUGCUAUUAAAGCUUAAAGUUAUGUGUAUAUAUUUAUUAUUAGCGAGACUUAUUUAUCAGUGCAAGGGUAGGGUUUUUUUGUGUUUGUUUUUUUUUCCAGCAAAUUGUGCUUAGUGUAUUUGCCUUUUUUAUUUGAAAAAAAACUUGGUCUGAAAACAUAACUGGAUGCUUCUGCGGUUUUGGCAAAGGUGAAUGAGUCGACUAUCAGCACUAGGGUGGUUUGUACAACCGGUGAGCCUGCCUGCGGUGGGACACGGAUUCACACGCCGAGCUACCCUUGAAAUAAUCAAAGAGAGCUCAGCCAAACUGACCAGUCACCUGCAAGCCCACACGUGACCUGCUGCCAGGAUUUCCACUAAGUCUUCGUGAAAUGAGGACCGCAUCAGAAAGCCGGGCUUUCUAAAAACAGACAUUAUCAUUUGACGGAUUUUGUUUCCCUGUCCCAAACAAAGAGAAACCUCGCGUUUUGCACCAGUGACAAUGGAUAUGCACAAAAACUGCAAUUCAUCUAAAAUGACAGUUUUGACAAAGAUCAUCAAAGUUCGAAAGAGGAGAGAGAUGCUUUUUCCCCAGGUCUGCAUUAUCUGCAGUAUACUGUUUGUCGCGUGGUGCAUGUCAACGUUACUGUCAAAGAUGGGUCUUAAUACAUCUGCAGUAGAAAGACAGAUGGCUUCUGAACGAUUGGGGAACAGGAAGUUGAUGGCGAUGGACAUGGAAAAUGAAACACUCCUCCCCAAGAACUGCACAGAACCAGCUAUCCGUGAAUUUCCAGAAGAUAUAUUCACAAACCAGCAGAGACAACGCGGGGGUGUGCUGCUUCAUAUAUUUGCGGCCCUCUACAUGUUCUUUGCCUUGGCUAUUAUUUGUGACGACUUCUUUGUUCCAUCGUUGGAACAAAUCUGUGAGAAACUCCACCUGAGUGAAGAUGUAGCCGGAGCCACUUUCAUGGCUGCUGGGAGUUCAGCACCAGAGCUCUUCGCUUCAAUCAUAGGUGUCUUCAUCACCCAUGGGGAUGUGGGCGUAGGAACCAUUGUUGGCUCAGCAGUAUUCAACAUUUUGUGCAUAAUUGGCGUCUGUGGAAUUUUUGCAGGGCAGGUCGUUGUGCUCACAUGGUGGUCCUUGUUUCGAGAUUCACUUUACUACAUUUUGUCAGUGCUGGCACUAAUUGCGUGUAUUUAUGAUGAACAAAUCGACUGGUGGGAAGCCCUGAUUCUCAUCCUCAUGUAUGCUGGCUACAUACUAAUCAUGAAAUUUAAUACAAGUUUGCAGAUUUUUUUCACUGCCAAGGUGGGGAAGAACAUAGCCAACGGUGGCGCAGUGAGCAACGAAACGGAGGAUGGUAAUGCUUGUUAUGACAUUAGGUGGGAUGACCCAUCACUGCCAUUGCUGAGGAAAGUGAAAAUGAGGAAUACAUACAGCAAGAACUCCGUUGUGAUGGUGGACGAGAUCAUCUGCUCCAGCCCUCCCAAGUUAAGGUUCCCCGAAGCAGGCCUGCGAAUCAUGAUCACCAACCACUUUGGACCCAAGACAAGAUUGCGCAUGGCGAGCAGGUUAAUCAUUAAUGAGCGUCAGCGGCUGGUCCAGGCUGCCAAUGAGAUGGAUAAUGGAGAUUUGGAAGAGAAGCACGACAACAUAGAAAAUGGAAAUGUUCCUGAGGAUAAACAAGGCGAAGAUGAUGAGCCUGACCUGAGCUCUCCAUUUUCUAUACCAGCUGGUUGUAUGAAUAAAGGGAAGUGGCUCUUCUCCUGGCCAGUGCUUCUCCUUCUGUAUUUCACUGUCCCCAAUUGCGCAAAUCCCAGAUGGGAGAAAUACUUCAUGCUUAGUUUCAUUCUGUCCACAGUGUGGAUCGCUGUCUUCUCCUACUUUAUGGUCUGGAUGGUGACUGUGGUUGGUUACACCCUUGGAAUCCCAGAUGUUAUCAUGGGCAUCACGUUUCUGGCAGCGGGAACCAGUGUGCCAGACUGCAUGGCUAGUUUGAUUGUUGCCCGACAAGGUCUUGGGGAUAUGGCAGUCUCUAACACAAUAGGAAGCAACGUAUUUGAUAUUUUGAUUGGCCUUGGUCUGCCAUGGGGUUUGCAGACAAUGGUUGUGCACUAUGGAUCAAUUGUUAAAAUCAACAGCAGAGGUCUGGUGUAUUCAGUGAUACUAUUAUUGGGAUCUGUUGGCCUUACGGUAAUGGCUGUGCAUAUUAACAAGUGGAAGCUGGACAAAAAGCUGGGGGUGUAUGUGCUGGUUCUAUACGUCGUAUUCCUGUGCUUCUCAGUCAUGAUAGAGUUCAAUGUGUUCACCUUCGUCAACCUGCCAAUGUGCCGAGAGGACAUUUAAGCAACCAAUCCCAUGGGGAGGAGAGGGGGGGCGGGGGGGCUGAACUGUAUGAAGAGGCUUUUUGUGGCCCUGUAUUGUUUCACUUUUUCUACAUUCCCUCUAUCGCAGCACAGCUUGUUGCGUUGCUCAUAAGCUGCCAGUGUGAAACCAUGUGUAAACAGGAUCAGCAUGUUGUUUUUACUUUUCCUCUGUCAAGUGGCAGAUUGAGUUGGAUUUGAAGUGUGUUCUGCCUUCCUCUUAUGAAGAACAGUCUGAUGUGUUUGUUUUUCAUUGGGCUUGGCAGGCAUCUAUGGAAGAGCAGAAGUUAGCAUUUCAUUUUUCAGCACCUCUCUCUCCUCCUCUACUUUCUUCUUUCACUCCCUCCCUUUUUACAUGUGCCCGGGCAGCCGUGAAACCACUGUGUUCAACUCCAGAAAUUUUUCUUUUCUUUUUUUGUACACCAAUGUUUUCUCAUUUUGGUGCCCAUUAAGAGACUGUUUAAUUUUUCUUCGUGACCUUCAUUCUGGAUUUGUGAAUACAGUAUCUAGGAACGUAUGUUGAUAGAUUUAAAAAAAAAAAAAAAACUUUGUACAAAUCAUACUCCUGCAUAAUAUCCUACUGUUGGGAGAGGUGCAUUUUUCAGAAGCAGCUUGUUGAAAACUGUGAUUUUUUUCUUUUGGUUUGGGACACAUUCCAGUUCUUCCUUGAGUGGUGCAAUUUAAGUUGUGUGGUUUGUCACAAUCUCACUUACCAAACUUGAAAGUGCUCACCUGGACGUUACAGGUAAAGCAAGAAUAAAAAAAUCCUUGGUUGUCAUUUA